This is a messenger RNA of Poeciliopsis prolifica (blackstripe livebearer), 5493 nucleotides long. Its product is annotated as SH3 and cysteine-rich domain-containing protein 2-like. Lineage: Eukaryota; Metazoa; Chordata; Actinopteri; Cyprinodontiformes; Poeciliidae. Bases 480 to 1781 code for a protein of 433 amino acids. Gene Ontology annotation, cellular component: extrinsic component of cytoplasmic side of plasma membrane. Gene Ontology annotation, biological process: skeletal muscle contraction; positive regulation of voltage-gated calcium channel activity; positive regulation of protein localization to plasma membrane. The transcript is spliced from 11 exons. The record is from RefSeq and is a predicted model, not a curated record. Gene Ontology annotation, molecular function: protein binding.
CUUAAAUCUUUCGGAGGAGUCAUUUAUUUAUAUGUUAUUUAUUUAUUUUUUAAUGUUUUUGAGAUUUGAGAUUCACACCGCGAGGCUGUGCUGAUCUGAAUCUUUGUUGGCACCUGGAGAAGGGAAUUUGUGCCACACUGGAGCUUUCUGGUGCGCGCCGGAGGACGAUCCACGGGGCAAUACAGAAAGGAGACGGAGCCUAUGCUGAACGCAUGUCCCCGCAUGGCCUGAAUACAAAUAAACCAAAAGCAGCUGGUGUAUGAGCUGCACCAGUCUCUAAUUUACCCAACAAGCGUGUGAUUGGUGUGGAGAGUCACCUCGCAGGAGCAGCAGCAGCAGCGCACUCUCCAUUUUACGUGGAUCUGCUCUCUGCCGGUGUUUCACGUAAAGCAGUAAAACCACGCCGACUGAAUCGAGAUUGAGGAGCUAAAAGUUUUUUUGUAUUCUUGCUUGCAUCGACCUCCUCCGGCUCGGUACCAAUGAUGACUGAAAACAGUGAGAUGGAGAGCAACUCGCAGCUCCAGCGCUCCCCAAACAACAUGCCCAUCCAGCCGAUGUCAUCCAAGCUCCAGAGAUUGAAACGCUCACUAUCCUUCAAGACCAUGAUGCGCAGCAAGAGCGUGGAGAACUUCUUUCAGAGGUCCUACAGCGACGCUCGCCUGCCCGCUGACUUUAUCACUGACCCGCCACCGCCUUCUCCCCCACUGCCACCCGGCUCCCCUCUCGUUGGCGAACGCUCACCCUCCAUUUCACCGUCUCUUAGCCCCAACCCCUCCAUCUGUUCCCACUCACCGUCUCUCAGCCUUUCUCCAUCACUGCCUGCAAAGCCUCCCCAAGCUCAGAUUAACCACUGUUUUCAGGACCACAUCUUUCGGAAGCCCACCAACUGCCAGCACUGCAAGCACAUGAUAGUGGGAAACUCCAAACAAGCUCUGCGGUGUAAAACAUGCAAGAUGGCUGCUCACCUGUGGUGCACAUCAGAACUCUCGCAGCAGCAAUGCCAUGGAAAGUCCGGAGCAUUCAAGCGAAACUUCAGCUCGCCGAUGCUCGUCAAUGACCAAUUGGCUGUCGUCAAGGAAGUUCAGCCAAGCCAGGAGGCUGCGCGGAUGCGUGUAGACCCCGUGUAUGCCGCCUUACGCUACGGGACGUCCUUGGCACAGAUGAGCCGUUCCAGUUUUGGCAGUUUAUCAGAAUCACCAACACGCAGCUUGGGGGAGGGAGGUGAGGAGAGGCAGGAGAGACAGUGCAGCAUGGAGGAGGAGAUAACUCAGGAGACAGGGGAAAUCCUCGCACCACUUCCAGAUGCCGCCGUUCCAGAGAAAGAGAUGGAAAAGGAGAUGGAGAAGGAGGUGGAGCAGAGCUGCGAGCAAGCAGAGAUUCCUGCAGAGGACAGCAGUUCAAAGGUGCCCAAGCGUAUUGAAGUCCACUCCAUCCACACCUAUGUAGCACUCUACAGGUUCCUGCCUCAGGAGCUGAAUGACCUGGAACUACAUCCUGGUGAUCGGGUGCAGGUCACAGACGACUCUAAUGAGGAGUGGUGGAAGGGUAAAAGUGGUGACAGAGUCGGUUUCUUCCCUGCCAACUUUGUGCAAAGGGUCCGACCCGGGGAGAGGGUCUGGCGGGUCAUUCAGGGCUUUCCCGGAAACAGAGAAAAAGGACACAUGGCAGUGAGAGAGUCGCAGAUUUGUGUUGGGAAGAGAGAAGAGGGGGAAGCUUUUCUGAAGCUGAGCAGUGGAAAGAAGAGAGGCCUGGUCCCUGCCGACUCCAUAGAGGAGAUCUGAACAUUACUUCACUUUUACACUCCGACUCAAACUGUCAGCCCCGCACUCUGCCCCGCUCUCUGGAGAAAUGACCAUAUAAUCCCCUGCAACCGCACAGAAAAAUACACACUCCUGCCAAGAUCCGACGCCACCGUCUCUGACAAACAUUUGUUUUCUCAGAGCGUUUAUUAACUGCUGUCCUGCACCAAGGACUGUGAUUGACUCAACAUCUUAGACAAAGGGAAGCAGAGGUAAAUGUGGCUUCAAAUAAUUGGAUCGCAUUCAGUUUUGCCUGUCAAAAACCCUUUUCCAACUGUGGGAGGAUAUUGAAUCCUGUUAUGGGAACAUCAUGCUUGUGUCAGUGUCCUUUUUCUUGCUUCUACCCACUCGGUGUGUCUCAUCACUAUCUGCUCAUUUCAGGGCUUUUUUCCCUUGGGGCUGUUAUCAUAUAUUGUUACUGCAACUACAGACUCUUUUCAAGGAACAACCACUGCCAUCCACUGAAAGCUACACUGCCACUAGAGAAACUUUCUGAUGAGAUGGAAGGAAGUCAUACAAAUUUAAAGUCUGCAUCCGACAGUGCUUUAACUGAUAAAUGUAAAAAUGUAGACUAUGAAUCAAUUUUUUAAGAAAAAGUGAAGGCUCCAACGACCUUGUCACAGAGGUUUAAAUCUGUAUUUUCCAGUAUAUAGAAAUAUUUAAAGUCAAAGAAUUGCAUCGAGUGAACAGGGGUGUCCAAAGUGUGGAUCAGGGGCCAUUGGUGACCCUUGGACUGACUUUUUGUGGCCCCCAACCAGAGGUCACGCUAGACUUUUUUGUUCUCUGUCAUCUUGACCAACAACAUUUUAAAAAAUCAGUCAUGUACAAUUUUUACCUGUCAAAUUGUAAUCAUAUAAACAUAGGCUAUUUAGCAUUUUUAUGUGGUUUGGUUAAUAUUCACCAAGGAGAACCGUGAAUCCAGAUUCCAUCACACAUAAAGCAGAUAAAUGCAUCUAACUUUUUCUCCGUAGUGACAAAAAUCACUGACUGUGGCCCCAAUAACUUACAAUAAGUAAAAUUAAAGACUCCACUUCAAUUACAGUCACUUUUCCUGCUGGGAUCUGAACUCACAGCUUCAUAAAUUCCUCCUGGUUCAUCAGUCAGUUGGAUCCGUCUGAUCCAAAUCAAUUCGAUUAACGUGACCUCUGCCCCCAACUGCAGUUCAAGAAUGGUACAAAUUCAUUUAUUAAACAUCCUCUUAUAAAUCAGGGUAUGGUUUUCUUGCUAUGGAAAAUGCUGAGUAAAACACAAAGUAUUUUGCAGCCAAAAUGUUAUAAGAAGAACCAGGUCUAUCUAGUGGCUUUUACUGAGAAGCCGACUUUACCAAACUUUAUCUUUACCUUUUCCAACCUCAACUUUUAUUUCGUAUCAUCUUGGCUAAGUGUAGCAAUCGUUUUGAAAGAAUGUGACCCAGAUCAUUAUUUUAUUACAAAGAAUACAUUUUUUCAACUGAGCCUAAAAUAUUGUGCAGAAUCCUAGUUAUCCCACUCUUGGGUCUACGACAGAUUUUUGUUGUUCUUUUAAUUGUAUAUUCUUUGCCCCCAAGUACUUCUGACAUGAUGAAUUUGGUCCAACUUACAAACAUUUUGGACACCCCUGAUGUAGAAGGAACAGUCAGUAUUUUGAAGCUUUUUGUGAGCGUGGAGAAAGGAAAGAAAGGUGUCAACAAGUGUGGAAGUUCAAAGCGGAAGACGCUGUUCUGUUUUCACACACCAGCUCGCUGCGCACAUGAAGGUUUGGCGCCUGCUGAGAUUCGUUCGAGGUCCGCUUCAGGCAUCGCAAGCACUGCCUGCCGAUUUCCUUUUUUUUUCUAACAAGUUUACUGCUACUGAAAACAGCAGGAAAUAAAACACACCUGCAGCCAGCCAUUGCAGAAAAUAAAAACAGCAACAUUUUAAGGGUCUCUCUGGCUGUGACGAAGAGCCUAAGUUUCUCUGACGGUGCAGAGGAGGAGGCGGCACAGCGAGAGAGAUGACACGAGCGCUGAACCGUUAUGAGUCAGCGUGCUUCGAGGUAACACUGUACCCAUGGGUGCAUGGGAGUCAUCCAUUGAUCAAAUGUCAGCCCGCCUUCCUUCCCUCCCAGUUUGGCCCUUCUUGUCUUCUUGUUAUUGAUGUGACUGGUCAGCUGUGAUAUCGAGUGAGCACAUUUUUUUUUUUUUUUUGCUUGAAUCCCAGAGCACUUUGGAUAGUUUAGACAUCUAUAGUUAAUUUAUUCAUUUUGCAGCUAAUCUAAUGCAUUUUUUCAGCCAGGACCCCCCUUCCACCAGCAGGGGAAACAUACAGUUUGCAUGUCAAAGACAAAAUGACUUGAAGUAGAGAAUACAUUAGAAGUCAUAUAAAAUAUUUAUCAUUUAGAUGAAAGAACAACUUUCUCAUCUGCAUUUCAAAACUUUGAAAAGGUCUAAUAAAUAAGCAUCUUCUCCUGUAAAAAGUAAAAGUAGCAUUUAUUUUUUUCCGUUUAUCACCAUUAUCUAUGUUGUCAAACAAAUAUUGCAACUUUACCAUGAAAUUCUCCAUGUUGUUUGUGUCUUUUUGUCAAAAAGCAGCAUUGUCUUAAAGAAUAUCUGCAGCAUCCUCUUCAGGAAUUAUUAAAGAUGUGUAAAAAGCCUUAAAAUUAUGAUUUUUUAAAAUUUAAUAGGAUUUAAAAAUAGAAAAAUUGGUCCUUUAUUUUAAAAACAGUAGAGUCAAAUUAAUUAAGAAUGACCACAAAUGUUACAAUACUGAGAUAAAUGACUAUUCAAAUUCAUUUCAAUUAAUUUAAAAAGUAUGAUGUUAAUGAAAUUUAAUCCUUUAAAAAAAUAAGUUCUCACUUUUUUUUAUCCGUGUCUUCGAGCACCAUUCAAAUGAAGUGUUGAUCUCCAGGAUAUCGUUUUCUGAAAGCAGCAGCUGGUUUACACUUACUCAUAUCUGUGGUCAGAACAGUAAUUAAAGAAGGCACAAACACAUGGGACUGUGUUGUUCCAGGACCCAAAAACCAAGAUGGUAAAAAAACAGAAAAGGGUAAAAUCUUGGUGGCCUGGAGUCUCCAGAUUAAUGAGAUGCUCUCUGUAUGCCAGUCAUCUGUUUGUAAAGUUUCUUCACAUUACUAGGACUUGAACCCCUUAACUGACAUCCUAAAAAUGCUUACAUGUAAUGCAAUGGGUUCAUAAAGGCACCAAUGUCAUCAUCACAAUUAGAAGGUUAAAUAGAUCUGUGCCUUGGUCCAAUGAUACUGAAGCUACGCCAUUCUGAGGUUGGAUUAAAAAAAAAAAAUUAAAGUACCUAAUAUCCAAUGAUAAGUACAGUGGAGGAUCUGUGAUGCUGUGGGCAAGUUUCUGUUCAUGCCCACAGCAUUCCACAAACUAUUUAAAAUACGCUAUUCAAUAUGCUGAAUAAAAAAUAUCAGUUAUGGAUCUUAUGUUACCACAUACGAAAAGUCUUUCUGCAGGAAAAGAUCUGUGCAAAUUAAAGAAAAAAAAACUAACUAAAUUAAAUGCUUUCUAUACAUCUUUCCCAAGGGUAACAGUAAUCAUGCAGAGGGCUGUGCAAAAGUGUAAGCUAACCCUGAUAUGUACCAGCACCUUCUUGUUACUUUACUCUGCGUAAGUUUGUGUCGCAUCGCACUUCUGAGGUUUCUAAAUGUAAAGUAAGCAUCUGGUGUCUAGUGUCACAAAGUCAAUGUUCCUCAACUUUACCUCAAUAAAAUGUCUUUU